CAGACGGACGCGCGCCGAGCCACUGCGCCCCUCACCCCCACACCGGCGCCACUGCAGCCCGCCGUCCCUCACGCGGGUGCCUCGGUGCCCAACCGCACACCACCAGCUGCUCGGCGCCCAGGGUUCGCCAUGCGCUCCGCCGCUGUCCUGGCGCUUCUGCUCUGCGCCGGGCAAGUCACUGCCCUCCCUGUGAACAGCCCUAUGAAUAAAGGGGACACUGAGGUGAUGAAGUGCAUCGUUGAGGUCAUCUCUGACACACUGUCCAAGCCCAGCCCCAUGCCUGUCAGCCACGAGUGUUUUGAGACACUCCGAGGAGAUGAACGGAUCCUUUCCAUCCUGCGACAUCAGAAUUUAUUGAAGGAGCUCCAAGACCUCGCUCUCCAAGGUGCCAAGGAGAGGGCCCAGCAGCAGAAGAAGCACAGCAGUUUUGAGGAUGAGCUCUCAGAGGCUUCUGAGAACCAGAGCAACCAGCCCAAGCUGGAAGAGGUAAUGGAAGAGGCAUCCUCCAAGGAUGCUGUGGAGAAAAGAGAGGAUUCUAAAGAGGCAGACAAAAGUGUUGAGGACAUGGAAGGAGGCAAAAGUGAUGAGGACAUGGAAGGAGGCAGGCCCCAGGCCUUCCCAGAGCCCAGGAAGGAGUCCAAGACUGAGGGCAACAGCCAGACCCCUGGGGAGGAGGAGGCCACCAACACCCAGCCCCCAGCCAGCCUUCCCAGCCAAAAACACCCAGACCUGCAGGCCGAGGGAGACAGGGAAGGUCCCUCUCAGGGUCUGGUGGACAGUCAGAAGGGCCUGAGUGCAGAGCAAGGGCACCAGGCAAAGAGAGAUGAGGAGGAGGGGGAAGAGGAGAGAGAGAAGGCAGAGGCAGUGGCGGAGGCCGGAGACAAGGCUGUCCCUGAGGAUAAAGGCCCCACAGCAGCAUCUACCCCCCACCCGAGCCUUGGCUACAAGGAGAUCCCAAAAGGUCGGUUGGAGGCUCUGGCUGUGGAUGGAGCCAGGAAGCCUGAGGCUGAGAAGGCUCGGCCCCCACAGGGCAGGGGACAGCAGGAGCACUCCCAGCAGGAAGAGGAGGAGAUGGCAGGGGCCCCUGGAGGCCUCUUCCGGGGCGGGAAGAGUGGGGAGCUGGAGCAAGAGGAGGAGGAGGAGCGGCUCUCCAAGGAGUGGGAGGAUGCCAAGCGCUGGAGCAAGAUGGACCAGUUGGCCAAGGAGCUGACAGCUGAGAAGAGGCUGGAGGGAGAGGAUGAGGAGGACAGCCCUGACCGCUCCAUGAAGCUCUCGUUGCAGACCCGGGCCUAUGACUUCAGGGGCCCAGGGCCACAACUGCGACGAGGCUGGAGGCCGUCCUCUCGGGAGGACAGCGUGGAGGCUGGCCUGCCCCUUCAGUCUCACAGCUACCCCGAGGAGAAAAAGGAGGAAGAAGGCAGUGCUAAUCGCAGACCAGAGGACCAGGAGCUGGAGAGCCUGUCGGCUAUUGAGGCGGAGCUUGAGAAGGUGGCUCAUGAGCUGCAGGCGCUGCGGCGGGGCUGA
Molecule: messenger RNA, 1524 nt
Organism: Otolemur garnettii (small-eared galago)
Lineage: Eukaryota; Metazoa; Chordata; Mammalia; Primates; Galagidae
Gene: CHGA
Product: chromogranin A
Exons: 8
Coding region: 130-1524 (464 amino acids)
Biological process (GO): defense response to bacterium; negative regulation of catecholamine secretion; negative regulation of insulin secretion
Cellular component (GO): chromaffin granule
Source: RefSeq, a predicted model, not a curated record